AUGAAAUGUUUUAAGAAAGUAUUUUGUAGUUUCUUUGAUGAUGAAAAUGUCAAAAAUGAAGAUGAUAAUGAUCAUAAUGAUAAAAUGUACAUUUUUAAACACAGGGGUCUUACUGAUGUUUCAAAAAUCCUACGCUACAUAUUCACCAUUCAAGUGGUCAACAAGAACCCCCAUUUCCUGCACAAUCUCACACUUGGCUAUCACAUCCAUGACAACUAUUUGAGCACCCUUGGCACUUCACAUGCCUUACUGAACAUACUCUCUACUGGAGAAGCCAAUGUUCCCAACUUCAGCUGUGGAAAGAAGGACAAUAUUUUGGCCCUUAUUGAUGGAGCUGACUGGGAUGUUUCAAUCCAGAUGUCAACAUUAGUAGGCUUCUACAAAAUCCCGCAGUCUCUGCCUCAGUCCAAAUGUGUAGAAAAAUGUCAGCCUGGAUUUGUCAAGAAGGCUCGAAAAGGAGAGCCAGUUUGCUGCUAUGACUGCAUUCCUUGUCCGGAGGGUACCAUCUCUACUCGGAUAGAUGCUGAAAAAUGCACCAAGUGCCCAGAUGAUCAAUAUCCAAAUGAGAACCGAAUUCAAUGUAUCCCCAAGAGAAUAAGCUUCCUGUCAUACGAGGAACAUUUGGGCAUCAUCCUGUCUUCCUUUUCUCUAGUCUUGUUUCUAAUCACAGGUUUUGUUUUAACCAUAUUCAUUAAAUACCUAGAAACUCCCAUUGUCAAAGCCAACAACCGGGACCUCUCCUUCGUCCUCCUGAUUUCCCUCCUGCUUUGCUUCUUGUCCUCCUUUUUCUUCAUUGGCCGACCAAGAAGAGCCACCUGUGUUCUCCGACAAACAGUGUUCAGCAUUGUCUUCUCAGUAUCUGUAUCUACUGUAUUGGCCAAAACAAUCACAGUGGUAUUGGCCUUCCUUGCCACAAAACCAGGGAACAGGGUGAGAAAAUGGUUGGGAAAGAGCUUGGCCAACUCCAUCAUCCUUUCUUGUUCUGGUGGCCAAGUUUUUAUCUGUGCCAUGUGGCUGGGUAUUACUCCCCCAUUCCCUGACUCUGACUUGCACACCCAGCCAGAAGAGAUCAUCCUUCAGUGCAACGAAGGCUCCGUCAUCAUGUUUUAUCUUGUCCUUGGCUAUAUGUGUUUCCUAGCUAUCAUUUGCUUCACUGUAGCUUUCCUAGCCAGGAAUCUGCCUGGGGCUUUCAAUGAGGCCAAACUGAUCACCUUCAGCAUGCUGGUUUUCUGCAGUGUCUGGGUCUCCUUCCUGCCCACCUAUGUGAGCACUAAAGGAAAGUUCAUGGUGGUCGUGCAGGUCUUCUCAAUCUUGGCCUCCAGUGCUGGUCUACUGGGCUGCAUCUUCUUUCCUAAAUGCUACAUUAUCAUCCUGAGACCAGAUCUAAACACUAAGGAACAUCUAAUGAUAAAAGUGGGAAACUGA
Molecule: messenger RNA, 1425 nt
Organism: Thamnophis elegans (Western terrestrial garter snake)
Lineage: Eukaryota; Metazoa; Chordata; Lepidosauria; Squamata; Natricidae
Product: vomeronasal type-2 receptor 26-like
Exons: 3
Coding region: 1-1425 (474 amino acids)
Biological process (GO): G protein-coupled receptor signaling pathway
Cellular component (GO): membrane
Molecular function (GO): G protein-coupled receptor activity
Source: RefSeq, a predicted model, not a curated record